AUGGGAACCAGGAGUGCUAGUGCUUAUAAGCAACAUGCCUUCCAGGCCCCAGCGGCGGACCCGGUCUGUGGCUCCACCGAUCACCGCGUUUCGUUCGCGGAGGGUAGGGAGAACGGCAUAUCGCAGUACCGAUACUCCUCUUCCCCCGCGGCCCCAGUACUAAUACAUCAUCGGCUGCUCCUCUACCACCCUCGAACUUUCCUCCGCAGCCGCUCAGUGCGCAUUCGGAGUGGGUUAAAUGAGUCCAUUCGGAGUGGGGCUCUCAGGCUGGCCUUACAUCACAGGCCUCGUGGAGUUAAUGGUACGAGUAUUUUAUGCGAAAGAGAAUUCUGUAGGACAUUCAGACAUAAGCCAGGCUGCUCGGCACCGGCGAUAGAGUGUAGCAUAAAUAACGCUACGCAUAAUGGAAUUUGGUUGCCAUCGCCCACCACGUGCAACUGUUGCGACUACUGCUUACCAUUGUUCGGGCAAGGUGCUCAUUGCUCCACUGGUGGUCCAGGCACAGGAAUAACCGUUGGCAGAUGUGGCCACGGAUUAACUUGUGACCCAGAACAGCUGACGUGUGUGCGGAUGAAAACCGAAUGUCACGAUGCACAAGAUGAUUAUGAUGCAAGACACCUUAGGGGAGAAACGGGCGCUAUGGAACAGCGCCCUCUCUGUGACGGGAAGGGGAAGUACGCGGCAUUUGAAUGUGUGCCAGCCCAAACGUGUUUUUGCCAAUCAGAAGACGGCGAAAGGAUAUUCGGUGAAAGUCUAAACAUGGGUGCGACGACAAUGCAGAAUAUGCAUUGCGCUUGUUCGCGCUUCAAUCAUAAAAUAAAAGAAUCCCUAUCAUCGGGAGUACGCUUUCCUGUAAUCGGGCCAAGAUGCACCUCAGAUGGCAAUUUCCAUCCAGUACAAUGCAUCAACAGGAUCUGUUAUUGUGUGCACAGAGUGACUGGACUAAUAAGAGGAGAAAAAACCGUGAACUUGGACACGGAACCGAUUUCCGAACUACCUUGCUACAAUCCGGAUUUGGACCUUUUCCCGAAUCAGGUAGAAGGUGAUCCUCCAUUCAAUUACACAACACCCUGCUAUGAAAGUAUGAGGGAGAAAAUAGAACUCAUUCUACAGGGAGAAGAAGAUGGCUUUAAUAUCGAUUUUUUUACAUCAGUCUCUGACUGCAUGCCAGAUGGAACUUUUGGGAGAGUCAUAACUCGAAAUGGAACUAAAAUAUGCAUAGACGAUAGAGCACAACGCAUCGGAGAUUAUGAAGCUGAACCUGGCAGCGAGAGUUUCAAAAGCAUGGAUUGUAAAUGUGCUAAAACGUCCUUUCUCAUGGCGACAUCUAAAGAAAAACCUAUAUGUUGUAAGAAUGGCAACUUCAGAAAAAUACAGUGUCAUCGUGGUCAGUGCCGCUGCGUCGACUCCGAUGGACGACAAAUAAGUAGGGAGUCGUCUGAUGUCAGAACUCUGUCUUGUUAUACAGAGGAUUGGAAGCAAUGU
Molecule: messenger RNA, 1485 nt
Organism: Iphiclides podalirius (scarce swallowtail)
Lineage: Eukaryota; Metazoa; Arthropoda; Insecta; Lepidoptera; Papilionidae
Source: the annotation of a GenBank genome assembly